Coprinopsis cinerea okayama7#130 is the source of this 489-nucleotide messenger RNA. RefSeq lists its product as hypothetical. The transcript is spliced from 3 exons. NCBI's taxonomy places the organism in Eukaryota, Fungi, Basidiomycota, Agaricomycetes, Agaricales, Psathyrellaceae. The record is from RefSeq and is a predicted model, not a curated record. The coding region runs from base 1 to 489 and encodes 162 amino acids.
AUGAAUGGCUUAGGAAGCAACACUGCGCCCGCCAAUUUGACUGUGUUGAUUUAUCCCACUGGAAGCAAGCAGCCGAUAACUCGCGCUAUACCGGCCCCCCCAGGUGGACUCUGCGAGAACCUAGAUUUACGUCGGUGGUUCCCAAACGGCUCGUUGAGUAUCCGUCUCAGCGAAAUGCCUGGGAUUAACCUCCCAUUCCUUUGCGAUUAUCGACUCUACCUCGACAAUCACCGGCUUCCAGUUCCACCCAACAGAGCCGUUCUAUCGUGUUUCGGUAUACCUUGGUCAGGGAAUAUCGUCCUUGCUCGGUAUCAAGGCCACUGCGUGCAGUACGACAGAGACCAGUUCGGUCAUAUCACGCCUGGAGACCUCAAUACUUUGAUGGUAGCAAUGGAAUUGUGGCUUCGUCAGUUACUCACUCAAGGCCUCUAUAAUGAAGCGAUGGUCAAGGUUUUCCCAGGCGACAAAGCAAUCAAAUUAUUCGAAUGA